Knipowitschia caucasica is the source of this 846-nucleotide messenger RNA. NCBI's taxonomy places the organism in Eukaryota, Metazoa, Chordata, Actinopteri, Gobiiformes, Gobiidae. The record is from the annotation of a GenBank genome assembly.
AUGGAGGACGCACUGAUCGAUGUCGUUGGGGAAGAAGUGAAGGAGUACGCGGAGGACGGGGCUCAGAGUCAGGACCAGUCCAGCCCGGAGGCUCACGGUGAUUCCUCCGCUCCCGUGUGUCCACCACCCAAACCCAAAGGACCUACGUCUGUCAAGCCGCCGUAUUCAUACAUAGCGCUGAUCACGAUGGCUAUCCUUCAAAGUCCAAAGAAGAGACUGACCCUUAGCGAGAUUUGUGACUUCAUUAGCCACCGCUUUGCUUACUACCGUGAGAAAUUCCCUGCGUGGCAGAACUCCAUCAGGCACAACUUGUCGCUUAACGACUGCUUCGUGAAAAUGCCACGGGAGCCUGGGAACCCUGGCAAAGGCAACUACUGGACUCUGGACCCGAACUCCGCGGACAUGUUCGAGAAUGGCAGCUUCUUGCGCAGACGUAAACGUUUCAAGCGGCAACAUUUCCGGUUCGAGGCGCUCAAAGAGCAGCACCUGGAACCUAGUAUGAUGCCAGGCUUUACGCACGGACCCUAUGGACUUGGAGCAGGAGCCCUGCCGCUCCCCGGACUGGAACUGUACCCAUACUUCCAGCACGCACCAUCUCCGUGCACCGCGUCCAUCCCGCCGGUCAGCAGUCUGCUCCCAGCUCUGUCCAGCUUCUUCUCCAGAGGCGCGCUCUCAGCCAAAGCUUAUCUCCACUCGCAGCCUCUGGCGCGGUGCGCAGCCUACAGUCCCAUAGGUCCUGGGUACGGGGCGCCGCUCUUCUCCCCCGCGGCUCCUCAACUUCUCACGGUCCAGGAAUAUCACAAGAUUCAGGAAGAGCGCUCUGUGGCCGCUCUGCCAAAACAGUGA